Molecule: messenger RNA, 398 nt
Organism: Metschnikowia bicuspidata var. bicuspidata NRRL YB-4993
Lineage: Eukaryota; Fungi; Ascomycota; Pichiomycetes; Serinales; Metschnikowiaceae
Exons: 1
Coding region: 83-292 (69 amino acids)
Source: RefSeq, a predicted model, not a curated record
AUGCCUGUACCGGUCUACGUACGAUUUAAUAUUUUUCUACUUGUCUCUUUGCUCAUCAAUUUCAACACUUUUACAUUUUCCUAUGGACCGUUCGUUUAUAGUUAAAUAUUAUGAUUAUUGGAGGAUAGUCUUUUAUAAUCUAUUGUUGCUCAACCCAGCAUUAUCUCUAGAGUUCUUGUUCAUUCUAUUUUCCGCUUUCAUAGUUUCCCCAGGGUCUUACAGAAUUUUGACGUGGUUUCGUGCCGCUUAUUUUGAAAAACAGAAUCUCACAAGCCCUAUAAGAUUUAUAUAGCCCAUUGUUCGAACCCCGAUCUGGGUUGUCUUUUGCAAACAAAAGCACACGUUCGAGCUCUCGCUAAACAGAUCAAUUGUCAUUUAUUGGCUCUCCUAAAAUUUCU